ACUGGCCCUGUCCUUCCAUCUGCCCAGAGAGGAGCAUCCAGAUCAAGGUGCUGGCCAUGUCCCAGUUGGUGGAAUGCGUCCCCAACUUUUCGGAGGGGAAGAACCAGGAGGUGAUCGACGCCAUCUCUGGAGCCAUCACACAGAGCCCGGGCUGCGUGCUGCUGGAUGUGGACGCAGGCCCUUCCACCAACCGCACCGUGUACACCUUCGUGGGGCCGCCGGAGUGCGUGGUGGAGGGGGCUCUCAACGCUGCCCGGGUAGCUUCCCGACUUAUCGACAUGAGCAGGCACCAAGGGGAGCACCCCCGCAUGGGGGCCCUAGACGUCUGCCCCUUCAUCCCCGUGAGGGGCGUCAGCAUGGACGAGUGUGUGCUCUGCGCCCAGGCCUUUGGCCAGCGGCUGGCAGAGGAGCUGGACGUGCCAGUGUACCUGUAUGGCGAAGCGGCCAGGAUGGACAGUCGCCGGACCCUGCCGGCCAUCCGAGCUGGGGAGUACGAGGCCCUGCCUAAGAAGCUCCAGCAGGCCGAGUGGGCGCCCGACUUUGGCCCUAGCUCCUUUGUGCCCAGUUGGGGGGCCACGGCCACGGGGGCGAGGAAGUUCCUCAUUGCUUUUAACAUCAACCUACUCAGCACAAAGGAGCAAGCCCACCGCAUCGCGCUCAACCUGCGGGAGCAGGGCCGCGGGAAGGACCAGCCAGGACGUCUGAAGAAGGUUCAGGGCAUUGGCUGGUACCUGGAUGAGAAGAACCUGGCUCAGGUGUCCACCAAUCUUCUGGACUUUGAGGUCACGGGGCUGCACACGGUCUACGAGGAGACCUGCCGAGAAGCACAGGAGCUGAGCCUCCCAGUGGUGGGCUCACAGCUGGUGGGCCUGGUGCCCCUGAAGGCUCUGCUGGAUGCGGCUGCCUUCUACUGCGAGAAGGAGAACCUCUUCAUCCUGGAGGAGGAGCAGCGGAUCAGGCUGGUGGUGAGCCGGCUGGGCCUGGACUCCCUGUGCCCCUUCAGCCCUAAGGAGCGGAUCAUCGAGUACCUGGUCCCUGAGCGCGGGCCUGAGCGAGGCCUGGGCAGCAAGUCCCUGCGCGCCUUCGUGGGGGAGGUGGGUGCCCGCUCGGCGGCCCCCGGGGGCGGCUCGGUGGCGGCGGCCGCUGCGGCCAUGGGUGCAGCGCUGGGCUCCAUGGUGGGCCUCAUGACCUACGGGCGGCGCCAAUUCCAGCCCCUGGACGCGACGAUGCGGCGCCUGAUCCCGCCCUUCCGCGAGGCUUCGGCCAAGCUAACCACGCUGGUGGAUGCCGACGCCGAGGCCUUCGCCGCCUACCUGGAAGCAAUGAGGCUGCCCAAGAACACACCUGAGGAAAAGGACAGGCGCACAGCGGCCCUACAGGAGGGGCUGAGGCGGGCAGUCUCUGUGCCGCUGACGCUAGCGGAGACGGUGGCCUCGCUAUGGCCAGCGCUGCAGGAACUGGCCCGGUGUGGGAACCUGGCCUGCCGGUCAGACCUCCAGGUGGCGGCCAAAGCCCUGGAGACGGGCGUGUUCGGCGCAUAUUUCAACGUGCUCAUCAACCUGAGGGACAUCACAGACGAGGCAUUUAAGGACCAGAUCUACCAUCGCGUCUCCAGCCUCCUUCAGGAAGCCAAGACUCAGGCUGCACUGGUGCUAGACUGCUUGGAGACCCGGCAGGAGUGACGGUGCGGGAGGCCUCUCUCGGCUCUGUGGCCCCUCCCUCGCCCAUCCCCAGAGGGCAGAGCUGUGACCUCGGUGGGGACACAGCUUGUUCGUGUGGGGCCCGGAGGAUAGGUGGGCGGGCAGCGGGGCGUCGCCCGGGAAUGGAGGCGCUGGCAGGGACAGAAGACCCCUUAGUCCCAUGUGACCUCCAGUAAAGUCUUGGCACCAAACCUGUGUUGUGUGUUGGCGGUUUUGGGGGCAGGGCUGAGAGCUGAGCUGCGGGUCUUGGGGCAGGAGCAGGACACAUGGUCAGUGGCCCACGGGAGCCGGGAUUAGAGGGAAUGGGGUCACAGCGUGAGGUCACAGACCUCAGCGCCAGGGUCCCCAGACACCCAGUGCAGCCCACAGUGGACAGGGUCACAGGUAUUCGGAGCACCUGGGGUUCAGUGCGGGUCCCUGGGCUGCAAGGCCCCUCGUCUGAGGGAAAGGGGCCCUGGUUGUGCAUGGGACAGAAACCCUGGGAACAGCAGGACCUUCGACGCUGGAAGGAGGAUAGUCUUGCUUCCCAGGUGCAGCUCCCGGUGGGUCUGGGCAGCCCCACGGAGCACGGUACUGGCCCCGUCCUCAGUUCCCGUCCACCUUUCAACCAGCAGCUCCUGGGAGACUUUUCCUCCCAGCCUCAGCUCCCUGCCAGGCCAGCUUCCUGUCUCCAGAGAAGUUCUCCAUUAAAAAACAAUUUAACAAAUCACUAUACUCUCAGAUUACUUCCAGAUGAACUAUUACAUGAGAUAGACGAAGUAUGAAUGUAUUUGUUAGACGGCAGUGCAGGAUGUUAAAAAGAUGACUGUGUCCUUGAGUGAAGCAGAAAACUCAAAUGCCUUAUUGGAGAGAUUACCCAUUCUGAAAAUAGAACAUACUUGUUCCUGAAAGAAGAUGUCAUCGUCCAAGACAAAUGACAAGAAUCCUACAGGGAGAAAAAACACCCAAGGUAUGUG
Molecule: messenger RNA, 2656 nt
Organism: Pongo pygmaeus (Bornean orangutan)
Lineage: Eukaryota; Metazoa; Chordata; Mammalia; Primates; Hominidae
Gene: FTCD
Product: formimidoyltransferase cyclodeaminase
Exons: 14
Coding region: 57-1682 (541 amino acids)
Molecular function (GO): transferase activity; folic acid binding
Source: RefSeq, a predicted model, not a curated record